AUGACAGGCAAACAAGGUGCCAUAUUGUCGGAACCUUUGAAUAUAUCGAAAUCGACUUCUCUUGGUGCAAACGGAGGAACUAACAGCCACCAACAACCAAAAAUUAGUAGCGCCACUCACCCGCCCAGAUGCACUGGUUUUGGGAUCCAGGAGAUACUGGGACUAAAUAAAGAGCCUUCCGCGGCCCCGAAGAGUACCAUGGGGUCUCUGCCCGCUGGGGCGCACCUGUUUGCAGCCAGGUCUAUGCUUGGCCCCGCUGGCAUUGGGAUGGGAUUAAUUGGCCCAGGAGGAAUUCCUUCGUUUUACAGUCAACCCGCGUUUUUGGAGGUACUGUCGGACGCACAGCAUGUUCACCUGCAGCCCCACAGUAGAUCUCUGGGGCACCUGGACGCAAACCAGUCGGCCAGUUCAGACUCAGAGGAUUUGUCAUCCAGUGAACGAAAACUUUCAAAGUCAAUAAAUCAGAGCAAGAAACGGAAGAAGAGACGUCACCGGACCAUAUUCACAUCGUAUCAACUCGAGGAGUUGGAGAAAGCGUUUAACGAAGCCCACUAUCCUGAUGUGUACGCGCGAGAGAUGCUGGCAAUGAAAACCGAGCUGCCUGAGGACAGAAUACAGGUCUGGUUCCAGAACCGCCGGGCCAAGUGGAGGAAGAGGGAGAAGUGUUGGGGGCGCAGCAGUGUGAUGGCAGAAUACGGCCUGUACGGAGCCAUGGUUCGCCACUCCAUCCCCCUGCCUGAGUCCAUUCUCAAGUCGGCCAAGGAUGGUGUCAUGGACUCCUGUGCGCCGUGGCUGCUAGUUCAAGAAGGGUUUCCAAUCAACAGACGCUUUUCUAAAUCCGAAUGCCCACAAUUCUUUACAGGGAUGCACAAAAAGACCAUGGAUGCGGUAGUCCAGCCAACAGGAAAGACAGGCGUGGCCCAGCAGACGGACAAUCAGAGGGCAGAAGAGAGCGAGGUGCUGGAGGAAACGAGAGACGACGACCAGGCUCCCUUUUCGAAGGAGGAACUGAGGGAGAACAGCAUCGCUGCGCUGAGGGCCAAGGCUCAGGAACACAGUGCCAAAGUUCUGGGGACAGUUUCACACGAGAGAACGGACGUUCAGCCGGACAGACGAGAAGCGGGAGAAGAAGAGAGGCCCGGUGGUCAUGUGACUCCGGAGGAGGAGAAGAAGAGUCCAUAGAGACCGUCACUAAGGACUGCAAUGUAAUACUCAGCCCUGAUUGAUCCCUCUGUC
Hypomesus transpacificus is the source of this 1236-nucleotide messenger RNA. It is a transcript of the gene vsx2, whose product is annotated as visual system homeobox 2. Gene Ontology annotation, biological process: regulation of transcription by RNA polymerase II. The transcript has 5 exons. Gene Ontology annotation, molecular function: DNA-binding transcription factor activity, RNA polymerase II-specific; sequence-specific double-stranded DNA binding. The record is from RefSeq and is a predicted model, not a curated record. Bases 1 to 1182 code for a protein of 393 amino acids. Gene Ontology annotation, cellular component: nucleus. NCBI's taxonomy places the organism in Eukaryota, Metazoa, Chordata, Actinopteri, Osmeriformes, Osmeridae.